AUGAUUCAACUGUUUGAGGCUGUUGCACUCGCUCGUGCACCCUGGCGCCGAGUACGACGAUUUAGGGCCUCGUAUGUGCUUGCCGUAUGGGUUCUGGUCACAUUCUUUUAUAUCCUGUACGAAGUUCAGUACAAGACCGGCAUCGAGCUCGUAUCGUUUGUACCCAUCGAUGACAGCGGCUUCGAAAUCUAUGGUGAGAACGCUUUACGUGACAUCAAAAUCUCCGAAGCGGCACUAACUCAAAGACGAUUUGGAUCGAUUUUGUUCGCGCCUGUUAAUUCGACAUGGCUGCGGCGAUGCGACGCGUCGCAUUUUCUCACAAACAGCGAUCGAUUUUUGGACGAGUACACUCCGUACCACACGAUUUUUGCAGAAUUACCGGAUAGCUAUUUCAAAUUAUUCUGGAAGACACGUUUAGCCCUCUAUUAUGUGUACACCAAUAUCUCUUCAAAUUACGACUGGUACUACAAAUCGGACGAUGAUACGUAUGUGAUUCUGGAGAAUCUUCGCUCCUAUUUGGCGACGUUCGACCCAAAUGAACCGCACUACAUUGGAUUCAGGUUGAAGAGAAGAAUGCCACAACAUGGGUACAACGCCGGCGGAAGCGGUUAUGCUAUGAGUCGAGCUGCCAUGAAAAUUUUCGCCGAGCAACUAUUCCAUAAAAAAUCGCUGUGUCCUUAUCACGAGUGGGAAGAUUUAGCAGUGGCCAGAUGUCUUGCAAGUGUAGGGAUUUAUCCUGUGGAUAGUCGAGAUGAAAAGCACCGACAGCGAUUUCUGCCCUGGAAGCCGGAACACCAUUAUCAUGCCGAUUUGACUAAGUCAUUCCUCAUGGAUCCCAUUGAACACUGGGGACCAUCCAUAUUCCACGAAAAUUUGAUCAGUAUGCAUCACCUUCAGCCGGAAGAGCUGCGUCUCAUCGACGGAUUACUGUAUGGAGUAGCAGCCGGUAUCUGGAAUCGAACGCAGCCGUUGGUGGAAAACACCCUGGAGCCGCCACCACCUUCCUAG
Molecule: messenger RNA, 1008 nt
Organism: Ostertagia ostertagi
Lineage: Eukaryota; Metazoa; Nematoda; Chromadorea; Rhabditida; Trichostrongylidae
Source: the annotation of a GenBank genome assembly